UCGGGAACGCGUGCUGGUUCUCGAUUGUCCUCUUCUUCGGAGUUACAACUGCUGUUACUAGUACCAGUUACUAGUAGUAGUGGUGCUGUUGCUGGUGUUACUAUUAUUAUUAGCAAGUGUUAACUGCGACCGGAUGCUGUGGGGUUGUUAAGUGGUUUGGGGGACAUUUAUAGGGUUCCGUGUACAGGAAACCCUGGUGCGUAUCUGCGUAUAGUGGAGUUAAUGGCGCAGCUGGGAAUAAUUAGUUCACAACUUGGAGGAGCAAAUCAACUUAAAUUGGAUUAAGAAGCUGAAAACUGUUGCAAUUGGAAAAUCAGUGUCCACAUUCGACAGUUUAUAAAAAGCUGACCUUUCGGAUCAAUUCAAGGCAAAAAGUGAAGCCUUGAAGCAGCCGAAGAAAAACGUUCAACGAAAACUUUGCUAAUUAAAUUCUACGCGAAACUAUUCCGCUUCCAAAGUUUUUCAAACGAAGAAAGGAGAAGAUACAGGUAUCCAUUGUUCAGAAGCAAAAACUGUGAGCUAAUAAAAAUCUGGAAAAGGAAAUCAAAACGUGAAAUUUAUUGUAAAACAAUGGAACAGUUUUAAGGUGUCCUUUUGACGUUUUUUUUUUUGCAAGUUUGAUCCUCUUACGGUUUCGGCAAGAAGAAAGAGUCAUCCAAAAGGAAGUCUAACGGUUUAAUGCAAAAUAAUGAACUUGGAGCUCACCUUCAGGAAAGAGUGCAGCGGAAUUUGCACAAAAGGUCCCGUUCCGAGUUUUUGAACCAGUUCCCGGAACCUGAAAGCUGAGCAAGCAUUCAAGAAAUCGAGAAGAUCCUUCUUAGUUUCGGAAGAAGGAGGCGAAAAUAGCAGCAACAAAAAAUCGGUAAUAGAGUCCAUUUCCCUCAAGGAGGGAGAAAUAAAUUGUGGGACUUCAUUUGUGCAGCCAGUGGCAUUCGUUGAGGGAAAAAGUUGCACCCACAGGGUUCUUUUCGGGGUUUUCACCGGAAGCUGCCCGACGACGACGACGAUGAAAAGGAAAAUUGUUGCCGAAGAACUUUUCCUUUUCCGAUAGAAAGUGGGUGUUAGUGUGUGUGUUGGAAGUUCCAGUUUGGCUUGGGUGCAAAAGUUCAGUUGGUGCGCAAAGUGCAAUCUCUGCUCAGUGCCACAAGACACGUGGUUUUACCCCAACUCGGGCCAAGAUAUCACGAGUGCAGCAGUUUUCCUACCAGGAGUUGUUGUUUUUCCCAAGCUUCCCUGUGAUCUUUCAAAGUAUUUUCAACGGAUGCUGUUUGUGCUGGGAAAAGUGGGUGGCCCUCAACUCAACUCUGCAUGGGAAGAAGUGUUUUGCGAAAUUCCUCCCACGUGCAACUCAACUCGAAAUUGUUUCCAAGAAGGGAAAGUGCUUUACAAUUUUCCCGAAACCGAUGUCUGUUGUAUGUUAAAUGAACCCCCCCAACCCACCUCCACUUAUAUAACUAAGUAAGUAAUGGGUGUCAAAAGUAUGUGUGGAGUGAGCUUGUUAAAUUGAAUUAACACGGCGUGGCAGGAUUUCCUCCAGCCGAGCGUCUGGGUCUAAAGGGAGUCUCGGGGAAGAAAAAUAAGAGAAAUUAAAACCUAGCAGUUUGAGUUCUUUUUUUUCUUCAGCCUCUCGUCUGAGGAACCGGAAGAACCGGAAGAACCGGAAGAACCGGAGAUUGGUAAUUUGCUAUACGUGUGUUGUACUUAUAGCUACUAGUUAAGUGUGCUGAACACGCUGCCUGCUCGUGAAAGCGAAAAGUUGAAGCCAAGAGUUAGCUCUAAAGUGCUCUACAAAGUGGUUGAUAAUUCAUGGUUAGAGAUAGUGACAGCUGCUGGUAGUUGAGAUGUUGAGUUUUGAACUUUAAUGGACAGUUUCACUGGAUUUGUACUCUGUUUAAGCUCAGCAUCCAUCGCCGCGCCCGUCCAGCAUCUCCGACACGUGUGCUCACGUAAUGACCGAAAGAAUGCUAUAAAUUAGAUCCAUGGCUACCUACCGGUAGUUGAGGUGAAACACCGACCGGUGGCAUCCCGCUGCUGCUGUGCUGCCGCAGUAACAGUUCCCAUUCACAUUUGAUAAGCGGAAAAUUUACGAGCCACCGAGCAAUCAGCAAACUGCUGAUGAUCUCCCACUAGGGGCCAUUUUAUGGUGUCAGAGUGAAUACGCGCACACAAAACCACACACACACUCAGUCAAACACCGGAAUACACACACACAGAGACACCCGGCAAACGUGUGAAUCGAAGGGCCCUCCAGUGAGCGUAGAGCACCCUGGACCAUUAUUAGGGGCACGUGCUUCCGGGGCCAAACCGGAAGAAAAGAAUACAAAUCACACAGCACCAUCUCAGGCCCCCAAACCGCGACCCUUCUGGGAUGAUCUUUUCCGGUGUCGGUUUAGAGUUGCAUCAUCAUCGUCAUCGCCAUUAACGGAACUGGUGCCAUUUUUCGGGUGAUGGAAAUCAACGGCACUCACCAUUGAGCGACGACCGACGAUGUGAAUGUGGUCAUUAUCGUUGUCCUGCCUGAUGAGGAUUAUAAAUAACGAAUAUUACUCACCGGUUUGGCCGGUGUUCAUGCAUCCUGGAAGCGGAUACAAACAGAUAAAGUUUUUCCCGGUUAAACCCCUACCAGUUCACUCGUUUUUUAUUUGGGGGCGCCUUCUGGAUUGAUCCCAAGACGGACAGUGUGUGCUUCGCCAGGGCCAAUUUUGUAUGUUCCCAAUGUGUGUGUGUUUGUGUGCACGAAAUACAGACAGUCGGGAGCCCGCAUCUUUUUUUCCGGGGAACAGCGGCAGCAAAACGCUAUGAAAUAUAGUAUUUCUUUCCAUUGCCGCCAUCAUAACUAAAUGAAAAGUGUGUUCUCCUCUUGCUUGGCAGUAUGUGGUACUUUUCUAGUCGUGGAAGUAUACAAGUAGCGGAACAUUGUUGAAAAAGACAGUACCAAACGAACCUUGACCCACUUCCUGGCUGAUUGUUGAACGAAAGGAAAUACAAACCGAAAUAGAAAGAGAGUGAGAUCAGGAAAAAAAAAGCGCACAACAUAAUUCCGAAAGAUGAUAAUGCUGCUGGCUGUGCUCCGGAGUCAUCAUGGCUUCUUUCCUUCGCCGAAGUUGAUCGCUUGAAGCUCUUUGGUGUGCAGAGCAAAAAGAAAGUGAACCUAGCGGGAAAAUGCAUUAAAUUUUAAACUAAUACGACGUCUCGACAGAGCCGGGCGAGCCGGAAAAACAUACAACGACGACGUGACAAAUGAAAAAAAUAUCUUUCCAUUCAGUGUUUUCCGGUGAAGAGAGGCGGGAAAUUUGUUGACGACCCAAGGGCAAAAGUGAGGUCCAUCAGUGCGAGUUAAGCUGCUAAAGUUGGUUGAGCUGAUUUCGGAUUUAGGGAAAUGGAGCGUUUGUUUAAAAUCAUUUGAAAAAUAAUCGCGAAAUCCGACGUAUUUUUCUGGCAUUGGGAAAAAAGCGAUUCGAUAGAAGAAAAAUAAAUAGUGCUAGUUACAGCUGUGAAAAUAAAAUCUGUCCAGCCGGAUAGAUAACGGUGUAAAAAGCGGGAAAAUCGCUCCUGGGAGAUAAAUAAUAAAAAAAGCGCAAUAAAAAGUGUAUUCCCAUUGUUGGUUCGCCCACAACGUCCCAUUCUACUUGGAGCAGCACCUUUCCUGCCCCAGGAAUUUGAGCGGAAACGUGCGAAUGCGAUUGUGAAAGUUUACUGUGAAAAUAGGUAGUCAGUUGUGGAAGCUUGCAAGCUGGAAAAAAGUUGAAAUAAAAAUAAAAGCAAAGCUCGGUUUCGUGUCACGUGUCACCGGGCAGUGAUUGUAGUGUAGUUUUUUUUUUCUCAAACAACGUACAUAUUCUGCGUCGUCAUUUGUUGUAAUCCAGAGUGUCAGUGUUUUUACUCCCGGUUUCCGGUGUUCGAGGUCGAGUCCCUGUUUGUGGGGUCCUGCUAAUCCUACUCUAAGCCAGCAGCCAGUCAGUCCGCGCAUCCCGCGAUGUGCUGCUCCCUCUAAUCUUUCUCUGGGCCGGUGAUUGAUGAAAUGAUUCGAUAUGUGGACCUAUAUGAUGGCAGCGGCCCGAGGUGACCGGGCAAUGUCAUCCAUCUCCCAGCGUCAUCAGAGCAGCCGCAAUGAUUUCGACUCACCGAGUAUCUACCACUUCAGUCGAGUGCAACGACCACUGUACAACACCGCGAAUCGUGCGCCCGCCUUGUGCAAUGGGCCAUCCGCAAUCAGCACCACCCCAUUCGGGAGCAAUACGAUCUACCAGAACUAUCAUCCAUCGUCGGUGGGCAGCUUCAGUAGUGUGGCCACCACACCGAGUCUGUCCACGAUUACGAACUCCGGACCUCAAGGUCAAGGACAUCCGACAACGGAACGAUUGCCACCGGUGGGAUCAUCGGCACCAGCAAUGGCCGUCGGAUCCACCGGAACGACCAUCGGUGAGACUCCACCACCGCCACCCAGUCAACUUCCGUUCACUACCCGGAACCGGAUUGAGGUAGCCUCGGCCGAGCGCCAGAGAGACUCGAUCCCGAACAAUAGCUCGGCCGGAAGCAUCGGAAGCAAGAACAACCACCUGAGUAGCCACCAGGCUGUGAUUGAGAGCGAGCAGAGUGACUUUCUGGAAUCCUCCGGCGGCCGUCGGUCCUUGAGACGCUGGCUAAAUGCAUUCCGGCACCGGAUCAGCAAACGGGGUCGCUCCAAGCCGCCCGACCAGUUCCUGGACAAGUUCUCCAGCUCCAACAACGCCUCGGACAACCGGUUGCAGCAGACGCAAUCGCAGGCCCAGGCGCUUCCCUCGAACGGCACCUGCAGCCGGUUGUCCGUCGAUCCGUCCCUGCCGUCCCAUUAUCGGUGGCUGUCGGUGGUUUCGUUGGCUGUACUGUACAAUAUAGUGUUUGUGAUAGGACGUGCCGUAUUUUGGGAGAUCAACCGCCAGGCGCCGGCCCUCUGGUGGACCUUAGACUAUCUUUGUGAUUUUAUAUACCUACUAGACACGUUAGUGCAUUGUCAUGAGGGGUACCUGGAGCAGGGAUUGCUCGUACGUGAUGCGUCCAAGCUGCGGAAGAACUACUUCACCAAGGAACGCUGGUGGCUGGACGUGGUUUCAAUGUUUCCGACCGAUCUGGCCUACAUCUGGUGGGCUCCGAGUUCCUGUACUGCAACCCGGCUUCCCUGCCCGACCAUAGUUAGGAUUAAUAGGUUAUUGCGUCUUCCAAGGAUGUGGGAAUGGUUCGACCGAACAGAAACGGCCACCGGAUACCCGAAUGCGUUUAGGAUAUGUAAGGUUGUUUUAGCUAUCUUAGUACUUAUUCACUGGAAUGCGUGUCUUUACUUCGCAAUAAGUUACGCGCUUGGGUUCAGUUCCGACAAUUGGGUGUACAACAUCAACGGGGCCAAGAAUUUGACCCUGUCGAGGCAGUACAUCUACAGCUUCUACUGGUCGACGCUGACGCUGACCACGAUCGGGGAGACGCCGACGCCCGAGAACGACGCCGAGUAUCUGUUCGUGGUGGCCGACUUCCUGGCCGGGGUGCUGAUCUUCGCCACCAUCGUCGGUAACAUCGGUUCUAUGAUAUCGAACAUGAACGUCACCCGGGUGGAGUUUCAGAAUCGAAUGGACGGCGUCAAGCAAUAUAUGGCCUUUCGAAAAGUCGGCGGAGAGCUGGAAGCGCGGGUCAUCCGGUGGUUUGCCUACACCUGGGCGCAAAGUGGCGCUCUGGACGAGGAACGGGUUCUGGCAGCACUGCCGGACAAGCUGAAGGCCGAAAUCGCCAUCCGAGUACACAUGGACACGCUGAAGCAGGUUCGGAUAUUCCAGGAUUGUGAACCGGGCCUGCUGGAAGCGCUGGUGCUAAAACUCAAGCUACAGGUGUUCAGCCCCGGGGACUACAUCUGCCGGAAGGGUGACGUCGGCAAGGAGAUGUACAUCGUGAAGCGGGGCAUCCUUUCGGUCGUGGCCGACGACGGGCUGACAGUUUUCGCGACCCUCGGGGCCGGCUCCGUGUUCGGGGAGGUUUCAGUGCUAGAGAUUGCCGGGAAUCGGACCGGCAAUCGGCGAACGGCCAACGUCAGAUCGACAGGUUAUUCGGAUCUGUUCUGCCUGGCGAAACGUGAUUUGUGGGAAACGCUGGCUGAUUAUCCUGAAGCGCGUGCUUCAUUAACGGAACGUGGGUGUCAAUUAUUACGCAAAGAUGGACUGUUGGAUGAAGCUGUUUUUGCCAGCGCUCAACAUCAACAGGACACGCUGGAAAGUGGAGUGGCCAAGCUGGAACAGACGGUGGAGAAUCUGAACCUCCGGUUGGCACGGCUCCUGGCCGAGUACUCUGCCAGCCAGGCCAAGCUGAAGCAACGGAUAUCCCGGCUCGAGGAACGAUCCAUCACAUCUCCGAGGCGUCGUGCCAACAACAACAACAGCAGCAGUGCCAGCAACCAUCAUCAUCACCAUCGUGCCAGCAUCCCGAACGGCGGCGGUGCCACUGCCAGUGGUUCCGGGGGCGACAGCGGGGACAAUGAUGACGCUGACGUGUCCUUGACCUCCCAGGGGCGGGAAGUGGAAGUGGCCCACGGUGAUGGCGCGACCCGAAGACGUUCGAAAUCAUCGGCGGCGGCCCACCACCAAAAUCGGCGCAAGUCAUCGGCGGCCACGGUAGGAGUGCCGGAACAUCCGGAACCGAUUGCACCUUCUUCUGCGACGACGACGACGGUGGCGGCAUCGAGGACACUUUCCAAUGGCAAUAGCACAGCAACAACCACUACUGGCAGCAAGCAGAAUACGUUAUGAAUGUUGUGCAUUCAUAACCCACUAGGAGUUCAAAGUCUUGUUCUUGUUUUCUCGGGCUCUUUCUUCAAGUUGUUCUUUUUUCGGUGGCGUCCAAAAGGGGGCAUUUUCCACUAAACUAUGGUCUGGUUUAAUUUUCUGUUCAGACUCGGCAGAGUUGUGUUUCUCGUUUGAAUGAAUUGAACCUUAAAUAUUCGAAUGAAGCCAGAUUUAAUCUUUCCAAUGCAUACAGGUUUUAUAAGGGGCUUAUAAAGUUUAAACAGUGAAACGAACUUCCGAAAAAUUGAAGCAUUAGUGUUUUUAUAAAAUAUUCAUAUAAACUGUGAUCGGACUUUUAAUCAAUAUUUGGUUUUUAAAAUCGUUGUAACACUAAAACUGCCGACAAGCUGAAUUAAUUUAUAUUGUUUACAACGUGAUCAGUCAAAAGUUAAAAAGGAGUAGAAAUAAUAUGAUAAUUAAUGAAAAGGUUACAACCUAUUAGUUUUUCACAACGAAAGCACAUAUUCUCCUCAAUUCCACAGAGUGGGCGAUUGCUUAAAUACUGCAGAUUAAUAGUUCCAGUAAAUUUCCAAAGAAAACCGUACCACAUAUCAGAAUAUUGAAGAAUAAAUAACUUGUUUUAAAAAUAAAGUAUAUGACUAUGGGUGCACGGCUUUUUGUCGCAUUAAAAGUUUUAUUGUGCUCAAUGCUUAAAAAAAGUGCUUCUAUAGAAUUCACGACGUUCUCGAUGUGAUAUUUCAGUAAUGGCUUAAAGAAUAUUUAGAAAUUUCCUUAUUUAGGAGCUUGACAAUAUCUUAUUUUUCGGAUAACCAGAUUCAUCAAGCAAAAAAGUGCCCCUAUUCGGUUACUUAACCGAUUUAGAACUGGCUUAAUGCCUGCUGUCUUAUGUUGCUAGAAAAAUUUGGAUACUGAAGUUCAGAAAUAUUUUUUCAAACAAAGGUAAUUCUCUAUGUAAAUGAAAUAUUACAAAUACUCUUUAAUGUUCAAGUUUUGGAACAUUAGAAAAAAGAUUCUCAAUCAACAAAUUCUUGGUUAAAUAGACCUAUAGGUAAUGUGGAUAUGUGAAUAUUUUCAAGAAUGUUUUUUUGUAUUUCAUCAAAAUCAAUGGAAUAUUACUAACAAAACUGCUUUCAAUAUACGAUUUUUCGAUUGGGAUUGGAAGAAAGAGAUGAUUUUUGCAAAAAAAAAAAACUCGGUUACUCUCUUAAGUAUUGGUUUGGUGUUAUAUUCAAGUAUCCUUUUUAAGUUACAAAAAAACUAAUAAUGUACUUUUCUUCAGUUGAUUCAAAUCAUUUCCUUUUAUUUGACAUUUCAAGUGGAAUAUCCACACGAGAUACACAAGAUUGUCAAUAAAAAUCAAAUUUCUAAAUAAAUUUUACAACUGACUCGAGUCACAGUCUAGAGCCGAAAACCUGGCUCAGAGUUAUAAUGAAGCGAUUUAAAUAUAGUCUCAGGUUUUAAAUUCCAAAACAUGUUUUAAUAAUAUGGUCAUUUAAUGGGAAUGUAAACUCUCUACUGCAUACGAGCCUGGACCAUAUUCAAAAUCUUUAACGUAAUUAAAAACUGUUUAAGAUUUAAUCAAAUUAAUGAAGAACUUGAUCAUCGUAACUUAUGUUUGUUAUUCAGUUUUUGGCCUCAAGAAAAUUUAUCUUUUUUGGAAUUCUUAAAACUUAGCAUGAUCCUGCUAAAUAUACGAAUAGUUAAACCACCCCUAACUUAAUUAUUACUGGUUUGAUCAACAAAUAUCACGGAAAAAUAACGCAUGGUUGGCUUCCAGAUUCUUCUCUUAUCGCUUGGCAAAUACGGUAAUUUAAACACAAAAACGUGGCAAAAUCCAGGCAUUGGUUUUAAUAUUCUUAACUCAAAAACUAGGCAAUAUCCUAAAAAAUCAAAAAAAAAAUCCAGGUGUUUCUCAUGAAAAUUCAAAGAAUAGGUAAAUGAUGAAAAAAUAUGUGUAUAAUCUAAUCAUACAAUUUAAAAAAAAUUAUUGCAAGCGUAUUUCGUUGAAACCAUAAAAAAAUUGUUUGGCCAAAAUUCAAAAAUUAUGUUUUCUAUGUUCGGUAUCGCUCCUUAGAUUAGCCCUUUCAGAGUGAGAGUGUGUAAUUUUUUCGCUCUUCUCUUCCCAAACUGUGUGUUUAAAACUGUCCACCCAAGGUUCUUAGAUACACUAGGUUCUCCGACUUUCACAGUAAGUAGGCGAGGAGUGAGCGGGGCUCUCAAUGAGUUUGUUUAUUUUUUGCUCAGCUUUUCUGUGGUUUGUUGGUAAACAAACUUCAUGAGUUCCGCAUAGUUGCAUAGCCUACAUAGCCAAAAUGGCUGAAUCGGGAAUUCGUUAUUCGGGAACACCUCCUGAAUAUAUACUCACCUUGUGUCCACCCAAGUGUGGGAAAGAAGAGCGAGCCAACUGAUAAAGUUCUUUUUCGUAUCUGAUCAGGGUUGCCAGAUUACAAACCGCUCGAAUCCGUACGUUUGACGGAAAACAAAUAAUGUACGGAUUUUGGCAAAAUAAAAAUUGAUUUUUGAUCGUCAGGUAGAAUCUUCGAUCAUCCUCUGAAUCCUUAUAAUUUUUUUUUGAUAAUCCGUAGAAAAUCCAUAGGAAAUGCUGAAAAACCGUAGAUUUCGAGCAUCGAUCCCUAGAUCCAUUGAAGUGCUUAAAAUCCAUAGAUCUACGGAGAAAUCCGAAGAUAUUUCAACACUGGUUCUGAUAAACUCGUUCCCAAAUCGGGCGAAAAAAAAAAGGUUUCUAGAAAUUUCUGGUACAGAACCUCAAUCUAGUGGAACUAAAUUAAAAGCGCCCAUGGAUGGAAAGAUAGACUGCUGGUGCCUUCGAGAACAUUGUUUAGUUUAACAAGGCGCAUAUUUCGAUUUAAAAUAUUAAGUCGCGGGGCCCACAAAUAGCGAGAUAAAAAUGUAAACUUUUUUUUAAGCAUUUAAAGGCAUACAUUUUUUCUACAAAAUUGAUGAUCUCAACAAAAUACAACACUUUGCUAAGCAAGAUAAAGUUUUACUUCUUCAUCAUGAGGAGAUAGGUGAGAGCCAACGAAACUACCUUCAAAACCACUUUUCCUGAUACGUUGUUUCCAAGCAAACAUCACACCAAAUUUCAUAACCUCAUGCUUAACCGGAACAGUUAUUUUUUUUUUUAAUUUACCCCACUCUGAACAAGGAGGUACAAUGUUAUUUUGAAUGAUUAACUGUAACUUUUUUCACUGAAAUGAAAUCAAAUUUUUUCUGCAUAACAAAGCUGUAAGAAAUGCUCAACAUUGUUAAUGGAUACUGCCAAAAAAUUUCCAUUGUAUAUUUUCAAAUUUCUUUCAAAAUUUGCAAAGAAUUGGCCGACAACUAGGCGCAACAGUUAAGUGAGAUAAAUAUUCGGCAAAUUAACAAAAUGGUGUGGGUUCGGCCCGAAAACUCGGUACAGCUUUACCCUGAAUUACUGAUUGAAGAAUCUGAUCUUUGAUUUCUAAAAUCACAUAGGUAUCUAAAUUUCAUCAGUAACUUCAAAUUCAUGGGUUCCGAAUUUAUAGUUGAGUUUUUUGAAAUGGUAUACUGAAAUUCGAGU
Messenger RNA from Uranotaenia lowii, 10326 nucleotides. It is a transcript of the gene CngA, whose product is annotated as cyclic nucleotide-gated cation channel subunit A. NCBI's taxonomy places the organism in Eukaryota, Metazoa, Arthropoda, Insecta, Diptera, Culicidae. The record is from RefSeq and is a predicted model, not a curated record. The coding region runs from base 4032 to 6767 and encodes 911 amino acids. The transcript is spliced from 14 exons. Gene Ontology annotation, molecular function: intracellularly cGMP-activated cation channel activity; protein-containing complex binding; cGMP binding. Gene Ontology annotation, cellular component: intracellular cyclic nucleotide activated cation channel complex; plasma membrane. Gene Ontology annotation, biological process: monoatomic cation transmembrane transport.